Prorocentrum cordatum is the source of this 1307-nucleotide messenger RNA. Lineage: Eukaryota; Dinophyceae; Prorocentrales; Prorocentraceae. The record is from the annotation of a GenBank genome assembly.
AGGUGGCCUGGAAGCACAACGUCGUGCGGAGGCAGUGGGCCGAGACCUGCGUGGUGAAGCUCCGCAAGAUCGACCCGGGGACGUUUUUCGGGAAGGGCAAGGUGGAGGAGCUGGCGAUCCACGUGGCCAACAAUCCCUGCGACUACGUCUUCAUCAACACGACGCUCACCCCGACGCAGAGCCAAAACCUGGAGGUGGUGUUCUGCAACGCCGUCGCGGCCGCGGACGCCAGGAAGCGCCGGGAGGAGGAGCGCCACCCGCGCGGCAAGCGCCAGCCAGAGUGCCAGGUCAUCGACCGGAACCGCCUCGUCUUGGAGAUCUUCAACUUCCGGGCCGAGUCGUCGCAGGCGAAGAUCCAGGCGGGCAUGGCGCGCCUGCAGUACCUUAAGACGCGGCUCACCUGCGGGACCAAGGCGAGGCUGCGUCAGGUGCUGCAGGUGCUGCAGGAGCAGAUCGGGCCCUACCACGAGGUCACGGGCUUCAAGGGCGGCGUCGAGAUUCAGCGCCACUACGAGACCAGCCCCUUCGAGACGGAGAGGGCGCUGCUGGCGCAGGCCGAACGCAAGCUGAAGCGCGCCACGGAGACGGAGAGGAAACACAAGGAAAUGCAGCGGAAGAAAAGGAAAGGCGUCCCGAUGAUCGGCAUCGUCGGGUACACCAAUGUGGGCAAGACCACGCUGAUGAAUCGGAUCACAGAUGCGGGCCUGGUGGAGCGCGACAUCCUCUUCCAGACGCUGGAUACCACGCUGCGGAGCGUGCGGCUGCCGAGCGGCGCGCACGCCAUCAUCGGCGACAGCAUCGGGUUCAUUCAGCACUUGCCGCACCACAUUAUCACCGCCUUCUCCAGCACGCUGGAGGACAUGGUGCAGUGCGACAUACUGCUGCACGUCAGGGACAUAUCUCACCCGCAGAGGAAGCUGCAGAAGGACGUCGUGCUGCGCACGCUGGAGCAGGCGGGCAUGACCCACCAGCAGAUCGAGGCCAGGGUUGUCGAGGUGUGGAACAAGGUCGACCUCCUCCCGUCGAUGGACUUCGUGCCGCCGAACGCCAUCCCCGUCUCCGCCCUGGACGGCACCGGGGUCCACGAGCUGCUGCGCGUGGUGGACACCGUGGUCGGCGCGCAGGUGGAGCUGCAGCGCAGGACCGUGAGCUUCCCCCGGGAGCGCAUGAGCGAGGCGAUGGCGUUCCUGCACCGGAACGGCUCCGUGGACGAGGGCUCCCUCGCCGUGCAGGAGGGCACCCUGGCAGUGACGGGCGAGGGCGUUGGCGUGGCCUGCGUGUCGGUCGACGCCAUCCUGCCCAAGGCG